UUGGCACAUGCAUCUGAACUGAUUCGCACAUGAUGAAUGCCAAAUAAAGAGUGGAAUAUGCCAUCGAUAGUAGGCACUUGAAACAACAGUAGUUAUACCUCCAUACUAUUUUAUCAUUGCUUUGUGCGAAAUUUUCUUUAUCAUCCAAUUGAAAGCAAUAAGAAAUUGACAUAUAGAAGCAGUACAAAUGGCCUCAUCGAUAACGAUAACACCUAAAACUUUUCUUUUUCCCAGAAUAUUUCGAUAAUGACAAGAUAUUCACUUGAGCGAAAGAUAAAAGAAGCCAUUGAAAAUGUUAAUCGACUCAUUCAAAACCAAAAAAUCCACAGAAGAGGCUGCACAAGCACACAAGCUCCGUUUCGCGAACAUUUUUGCUCUAAGACAAAGCCGCAAUGGAAUUUAAUUCUAACGAAUGCUGUUCACAAUGUGUGAUACCACAUUUCAAUGGAUGUGGACCUACGUGUUUAUGGAAAUUUUUGUUAGAAUUACUGAUGGAUCAGAACUGCCACCGAUGCAUAACGUGGACCGGCAACGGAUGGGAAUUCAAACUAAUCGAUCCUGAAGAGGUGGCUCGCAGAUGGGGUGCAGUUAAGAACAAACCCAGAAUGAAUUAUGAGAAAUUGAGUCGAGCUAUUCGCUAUUACUACAACAAAGGAAUUAUUCAGAAAACUUUUGGAAGGAAAUAUGUCUAUCGAUUUACGGAUGGAAUACAAAGCUCGAUUGGCUUUCGAAAUUGCUCAAAGUUUUCGGAAUGUGUCAUAAGUGCUUAUAGAGCUGAAUGUCACUAGAAGAGCUUCAGGCGCGUUACGAUUUAAGAAUGUCCCACAACUAGUUUUUUUUGGAUCUUGCUUGCUGCUCACGAUGCAAAGAGGACUGGGUGAUAUAUAUUAGGCAGCUGAAGCUGCCAAAAAAAUUAGUCUAGUAAUAGUAUUACCUUCUACAAACGUAGUGACGUUGUUCAGAUUGUGGUUUAGUUAAAUGUUUUUACAAUUUUCAUAGUUCAUUAAACGUUCCAAUAUAAACUA
Molecule: messenger RNA, 1025 nt
Organism: Bradysia coprophila
Lineage: Eukaryota; Metazoa; Arthropoda; Insecta; Diptera; Sciaridae
Product: protein C-ets-2-like
Biological process (GO): cell differentiation; regulation of transcription by RNA polymerase II
Cellular component (GO): nucleus
Molecular function (GO): DNA-binding transcription factor activity, RNA polymerase II-specific; sequence-specific DNA binding
Source: RefSeq, a predicted model, not a curated record